AGAGGAGCACAAAAACAGAUCAUUAGACGGCAAAUGAGCAAGAGGCCGCUGAGUGAAUAACAAGGAAGGGAUUACAAAGCGCAGGACUCUAAAAAGAGGAGAGGACACUGACUGAAGACUCUUUCUAUCUGCUCUCUCUCCCCUUUUUUCACCCUUCCUGUCAACCUCCCAACUUCUCUCAGAGAUUCUCCCCUCCCAGGCAGUCUCCUCAGAGAAAGAUGGCACACUCUGACCCAUCCUCAGCUCAUUUUCCUUUCUCACUUUGCUCUCUCUGAAUGCUUUCUUUUCUUCUCUGCUCUCUGCACGGGGUUCAUUCCAGGAAGUGAGGAGUGAGUAGGAGGAGGGGAGACAGAGGCUGACCUCCCUCCUGAUUCAUCCUCAACACCCCCCACUCACACCUCCUCCUAGGGCCUGAAGGGAGCAGGCAGGAGAGCAGGAAGCUGUCUGAUGACUUUCACCCACUACACGCUCUUUAACCUGGUCGACUGAAGCUUGAUCCUGCUGCCUCCAUUGACCCGGACUCUCAGAGUGAGAGCAGGAGAAACCAGGGAAUCAUGUUUGGAUUAAAGUCACCACACUUCUACCUUCCAGGUAUGAACCAUGAGUCCAAUAAAUCGCCAUCAUUAGGAAUGAUCUCCGCAGCAACUCGCACCACGGCCACAGUCAGUCCCCUUAGCCCACUAACCAAUGGGAACGCAGCUGCCCAGUCUGCAAACUCCGGAUUUGCUGCCGCCCUACGUAAACUGGCCAAGCAGGCCGAAGAUCCCAGAGUUUCUGCCUUCAGCGGUGAAUCGUCUCCAGUGUCUUCACCAGGCACCAGCCAUCCCUCGCCGGUCGCAACCCCUAAGCGGGGCUCAUUAGGGCCCCUCUUGGGCCAGAGCAGGGGCAACAGUCUGCCAAACAACCCUCCCGUUGUCACAAUUGCCCCCACCAAGACCAGCAACGGCCAGUGGAGGGCUGACGGCCGUCAGGUUGAGUCGAGUGUUCAGGGACUAAGUAGGAAGCGGGAAGGAGCUGAGAGCGCCCAGUUGCAGCAGGAUAAGAGGACACCGCCUGUGGCCCCACCUCAUUCGCUGGCUCAGUCCUUUGGCCGCACUCACAGCAGUAUCAUGCAAGACCCCCGCAUACAAAGCAUAAGUUUGCCAGGGCAGAUGCAUGCCGUGGUUCCCUCGGGUGCUGUUCCAGAAGAAUACCUGAGAGCUCUCCGGCCCUUCACCACCGCGGAUGAUCUCAGACUAACCUCUCUGCCCCUGAGUCUCGACCCUGCUGUAGCCGCCCAUGCAGCCGCUGCAGCUGCUUACUAUCACCCUGCCUACAUGCAUCACCCUCUGUCUUUACAAAGCAGGAUGGAGGAAUCCUUUUGUCUUUCUGCAUUGCGAUCGCAGUUCUACUCUGUUCCUGCAGGAGGCGCCUUCCCUCCCCUUCACCCUUCGGCCCUGCAGUUGCACCUACCUGGAGGCCGCUACCCAGGAGAAAUUAAUCACACAGCUUUCUCUGAGAGGCUGCAGAUGGAGAACGAGCUCCGCCAGCGCGAGAGAGAGCAGGAGCGCGAGCGAGAGAAAGAAAGGGAGCGCGAGGCCAGUCUGGAGCGAGAGCGGGAGGAGGAGCGGGAGAGGGAGCUGGACAGACAGAAGGAGAGGCAGAGGGACAGACAGCAGCAGAUGGUCCGGGCAGCCGAAAGUCACUACCUGGCUGACCUGCAGGCCCGGAGGGCGGCACCGCCGGAGGACAGGGCCAGACCUGGAGAGAGGCUGACUCCUACCAGGCUGGAUAAAACCAAAGACCCAGACCAGCUAAGUUUCCCAACACCAAAACCUGUACCCCUGCAUCCUGGACUUUCCUCCUCCAGAGCAUCUGUCCCACCGCCGGUGCCCAGCCUGCUGCCCGCUCACUUAGGGAAGCAUCGUGCUGCUGCCUCUGGAGGGAUCCAUGAAGCUCUGGCAGCUGCCAUGAUGACUCAGAGGGCGAGCGAAGAAGUGUGGCUGGCACGGCAACAAGCACAUGGACAGGACAGGGAUUGUCCCCUGGAGGUGGGCCUCAGGUCUCCUGGGAAAGGUGUGGAAAUGAGAAGAGACAGCCACAGAAUCAAUUCAGUCUAUCAGAACCCAGGAAGCAAAGACAUACCCCUUGGAGCUCCACCGCCGCUCAUCUCCCCUAAAGGUCCCUAUCAUCCCCCUGCUCCUCCAACAACACUUUGGAACCCAGCUUCCCUCGUGGAUACACCCGCAGACUCCCGCAGAAAAUUCAACCCUCCUACACCACCAACUCGACCACCACCAGGACUGACCCGGACCGACAGGCCUCUGAUGAGCUGGGGAGAAGAUGGAAGCAAGAAGACUUCCAAAAGCCCAGAGAGGUGUCCCCCUCUGAGAGGGACAGGUUUACAGGAGUCAUGGAGCAGGACUGAGUCGGACCGAGCCCUCCACACCUUGUACCCCCGGCAUCAUGCCAAUAAUCACCACAAACCGUUUAUGCCUCCAUCUGCCCCGCCUGACCAGGGGUUUCAGUACCAGGCAGGCCCUCCGUCCCUGAUCAGGGAGCGGCAGACGCAAGCGCCGGACAACAUGUUGGUUUACGAUGAGGUUCUCCAGCAGCACCGGCGGCUGCUUAGUAAGCUUGACCUGGAGGAGAAGAGAAGGAAUGAGGCCAGAGAAGGAGGUUAUUACUAUGACCUAGAUGAGUCAUAUGAUGAGAGCGAUGAGGAGGAGGUAAAAACCCAUCUGAGGAGGGUGACAGAACAGCCCCCUCUCAAACUGGACAUGUCCUCUGAGAAACUGGAUUUUUUGCGUUUGUGCGGUCUCACCACACUGACCCAUCGUAAGGAAAUUCUGACUGAGAAGAGGAGGAAGAGGAGGAGAAUGAUGAGAGAGCGAAGCCUCUCCCCACCAGCAGUUCAGAGCAAAAGAAAGAUCUGUUCACUUUCAACACCCACAGCUUCUCUAACCACCCAGUAUUCUGCUGAGCAGAUGGACAGCACCCCUGAGCUGGAGGAGAAAAAAGACUUCCUCCUUAUGUUCAACCUCAGCCAUGUCAGCCCUCAGCAGAGGAAAGAUAAGGAAAGGACAGAUGAGCUGCUGAGGGCUAUUCAGAGGAAGACUGUGACAUUAGACACACUCAAAUAUAAUCCUCUGCCGCUGUGUAGAAGGCCUGCUGCUCUCUUAACUGGGGACCACUCCACAGCUCCUCUGCAGCCUCAGCCAAAUGGACACCUGUACCUGGAGUCCCCCAGUCCCUCCCCUCCCUGCUCACAGAAACACAAGCAGAAUGACACUCUCAAACCCUCCAUGGACUCCCAGGUUUCCUGCAUCCCCCCACCAUUAGCCCCCCAUCAUGGAAAGUCUGAAACAACAGAGACUCAGUCAAACAGGAAGCUCCAAGUCCUUCAGAACGGCACUGCCCAUCAGAAGAAGGAGCCUGGUCCCAUGUUGAACGGACGGAGCCGGCCCUGGGAGCGGUUCACACCCGAUGCUUUUGCUCAGCGCUUCCACCAGGCAGUGCUGCAGUCCACACAGAGCACAGUGCAGAGCAAAGGACUUUCUAACUGUGCCACAGAAGCUGGUGGAAAACCUGAACGCUCGCUGCCUCAAAACAGCCCUCAUCUGAAAACUUCACACGUCACCCACACCGCUCGGCAUUCACACCUCAACGGCCACCAUUUCCACUUGUCUGCAGCAUGCCAAGAUGCUUCGGCUCUGCGGGAGCACCUGUCCGAUGAUGAAGAGGUAGAUUCGGAUGAUGAAGAACAGGAAGAAGCUCCAAGGAAGUGGCAGGGCAUUGAAGCUGUUUUUGAGGCGUACCAGGAGUACGUGGACGGUAAAUCAAACUGGAGCAUAGAGCGGCAGGUUCUUCAAAGUCAGUGUAAAAGACUUGAAGCUCAGAAUUACAACCUGACUAGAACUGCUGAGCAGCUUUCUCUCACUGUGGGGGAGCUGGUGAGUCAGAGGCAGAAAGUGAGGGAGGAGCGGGACAGACUGCAGGCCCAGCUCGAGCACUUCAGGAGGUGUCUGACACUGCCGAAUGUUCACUGGGGCAGGAGCCAAGUCAACGGGCAAGCGCCGAGGUGACCUUCAAAAGUGACUGCAUCACGCUGGAGGAACCAUAAUGAGCAUGUUGGGCUGGAGCUGGGCUGCUUCAAGGAGCUAGAUGACUUCUUGUCUCUUCUCUGACCUGUCGGUUAUGUUACCUGACCCCUUCCCGAGUUUCUUUUUAUCUAACUACCAUGUUUACAAAAUCCAUGGCCUCCAGAGAGUCUGAUCAUGGAUAAUGAAAACACUUGGCCCAAAGCACCUCCCCUUAUUGAGCUCAUAUCAUCAAGUUAUAUUAGGAACCACACACCAGGGGCCCCUCUGGAGGGCAACGAGAAGAGUCGAGUUCUUCAGUGAGGUUUAGGUCAAGGAAUCAAAGCUCACCUCAGGCCUUAAAAUUGACAGGAUGCACUUGAAAUGGAAUUAGAGUAAAUACUUGACAGUCUUCUGUGUUGUAAAAUGUGAUGUCUUCUGAAUUCAGAGCAGUUUGCAUGCUCACAAAAUGACCUAUAGGACAAAUGAAGCUUCUAAAGUAUAUUUAAUAGCAAAAGGGUUUCAGUUGAGUCUGUUUUUCAUUUGUAAUGGUUCUUGUGAUAGAUGAAGUUUUGUACGUUUUACUGCUUUAACUUGUGAGAAAGCCAUAUGCUUUGGUGGAACUGCUGCUGGUCAGAAUAAAAAUGUUUAGUAAAUUAUGGACAGUACAACAGUUGCAUUUUGACAACAAAACAAAUGUUAUGCGAUGUCAAAAAGUUUAGAUUUAAAAGAAGCACUGCUGUCAGAACAUGACAAACAUCGGUCACUGAGAUUGUGCAUAUGACUUUGUCUGAGGAUCAAAGUCCACAGUAACUAUCUCAUGUCUAUUAAAGUACUUUUCGGAUGGGCCUUUUGUGUUUUUAUGUGGCACUGAAGUACUUUUGGACAUAUCCCAGAUUAAUUAUGUUGAGAAAGUAUUUUCAACACUGUGUCUCUUGAGACCUGACGGCCUAUGUGUGACACGAACAUCAAAAUCAUACAUUUUUUAUGAUAACUAAGGCCUCUGUUCUUUUUUUAUAAGAUUUAUUUUUGCUCAAUCCACAUAAAUUAACGUCACGAAGAGAAAUUAUUUUUUUUCAUGUACUAGAUCCUCUUUGAGCAAAAGACACAGUAGCAUUUCCUCCCAGUCCACCUGACAGCUCUGCUCAGUCACCUCUUCAAACCUGCUGAGAAAUCUUGAGUAGUUGCUUUAUCAGUUUUUAUGUGAUGUAUUAUUUAGGCUGUAUAAUUGCAAUGAACUAUUUAUUACCACAUAUUGGUGUACAUUCCGAUGGAAAUUUACAUUAAAAUAUUUGUAAAAUG
Girardinichthys multiradiatus is the source of this 5360-nucleotide messenger RNA. RefSeq names its product genetic suppressor element 1-like. NCBI's taxonomy places the organism in Eukaryota, Metazoa, Chordata, Actinopteri, Cyprinodontiformes, Goodeidae. Bases 555 to 4064 code for a protein of 1169 amino acids. The transcript has 16 exons. The record is from RefSeq and is a predicted model, not a curated record.